Molecule: messenger RNA, 738 nt
Organism: Brassica napus (rape)
Lineage: Eukaryota; Viridiplantae; Streptophyta; Magnoliopsida; Brassicales; Brassicaceae
Exons: 1
Coding region: 167-616 (149 amino acids)
Source: RefSeq, a predicted model, not a curated record
UUUUAGGAAGAUAUUAAUAAUAAAUAGAAAAAGAAAUAUCUCGGAAACAUCAUAUAGAGAUCAUAACCAGCUUGCAAGCGCCUCUAUAAAUAAACACAAACAACAUAGGUGACGACGGCGAGAAGAAGAAGAAAUAAAAAUACACAUUAGGUCAUCACCAGUAACAAUGGCUAACGUUUUCCUCAACAGUAGCAGAAACAGAAGAUCAUUACGAACAACAACAGAUUCGAAACACAAGAAUCUUACGUUGAAGAGAUCAGAGUCUUCUUCAGACAACAACUACUCAUGCAAGAAACAUCCCAAGCACAGACAAUCUCCUGGAAUAUGUUCCCUCUGUCUUAAUGAGAGCCUCUCCAAGUUGUCUCUCGAUUUCUAUGACUAUAGCUCAAACAUGACCUCGUCUUCUUCAAAAAACGUGGCUAAAACGGUAUCGUCUUGUUCCUCGGCUUCUUCAGAAUCAGAAUCAGACUAUUCUUCGACGGCUAUCUCUUCUUAUUACUCUUCGGUGUCUUCUUGUUUGUCUCCUCUGCAACAUCGAUACAGUGAGAUCGUAGUUAAUAAGAAAAAGAAGAAGCAUCACAAGAAACAAAAUUUCCUCUCUAGAUUAUUUCUGUAAUUAUUAUUUACCAUAUUUUGGUUUAUAUUCUUUUUAUUUGUUUUUAGACUUUGUUUUUCAAUCCCGGAAAUACAGAGUGAUAUUAACAUAUGAAGAUCUCAAUAAACUUUUGACAAAAAUAA